AUGGUAGAUUUGUAUGGCCCAACAGAUGCUGCAAUGUGCAAAAUGUUCCGCACCACUCUCUCCAAGAGGGCCAUGAUUUGGUUCAACUCUCUACCUACAGGAUCAAUCGACACCUUCGCUCGAUUGUCAACACGUUUCACCAAUCAAUUCGCCAUUAACAAACAGUAUGCCAAGACCCCAGCCCACCUUUUCUCUGUAGUACAAAGAGACAACGAAACGCUUCGCAACUACAUCAAGCGUUUUGUGGAAGCCGUCCACGAAGUCCCAAGUGUAGGACCAGACAUGCUCUCCAGGAUCAUGCAACAAAACUUGAAGCCGGGUAGGUUCAAAGAAUCUAUUGCUGGAAGGUCUCCAGGCAACCUAGAGGAAUUGCUGAACCGAGCCGAGAAAUACGUACGAAUAGAAGAAGCCCCUACCCAUGCUCUUCCCAAGAGAAAGAGGGAAGAUGAUCGACAUGAUGUUAGAAGACGAGAUGAUAGACGUCCACCACUCCCACCUCAAGGCCAAUCAUCUUCCUCCUACAAUUGGUUCACUCCGCUAAACACUCCCCUCACAGAAAUCCUUCAUGUGAUAGAACAAAGAGGUCUAGCAGAACUUCCACGACCAAUGCAGCCAAAUGCGAAACGAGAAAAAUCAUAUCGCUACUGUCGAUUCCAUAAGGACAGAUGA
This is a messenger RNA of Erythranthe guttata (spotted monkey flower), 669 nucleotides long. NCBI's taxonomy places the organism in Eukaryota, Viridiplantae, Streptophyta, Magnoliopsida, Lamiales, Phrymaceae. The record is from RefSeq and is a predicted model, not a curated record.